Molecule: messenger RNA, 849 nt
Organism: Chenopodium quinoa (quinoa)
Lineage: Eukaryota; Viridiplantae; Streptophyta; Magnoliopsida; Caryophyllales; Amaranthaceae
Exons: 2
Coding region: 1-849 (282 amino acids)
Source: RefSeq, a predicted model, not a curated record
AUGGAAAACCAAAUAAGUCAACUUUCACAACAAGUGAGUCAUUUAUCAACUCUUCAUGAUCAAGCGAAGGUCCAAAAAGAACAAUGCAAUGUAGUUUCCUUGAGAAGAGAUGAACCAUCUCCGUGGCAAAUAGAUGAGAAAGUGCACAGUGUGGAGUCAAGAAAGGAUGAAAAGGGUGAAGAUGUACAUAGUUCCAAAUAUGUUGCUCCAUCGGCAUACGAGGAACCGAUGCCCUUCCCGCAAAGGUUAUCAAGGGUCGUACUCGAUAGACAUUUUGUGAAAUACUGCAAAGUUCUUAAGAAGAAUAUUAAGGAUCAACAUGAGGAUAAGGAAGUAGUAAAUGAGAAAGGCCUUACUCUCUUAUAUGAUAGCUUACCACCUAAGCUGCAUGAUCCUGGUAGUUUCACUAUUCCCUGUACGAUAAACGAAAAAUUUUUCGACAAGGUUUUGUGUGAUUUAGGUGCUAGUGUUAAUUUAAUGCCCUAUUCAUUAUAUGAGAAUUUAGGUUUGCAAAAACUUAAACCUUCCCCUAUUUCUCUUCAAAUGGUUGAUAGGACUUUUAGACUCCCUAAGGGUGUGGUUGAAGAUGUAUUAGUUACGGUUGGUGAACUUGUUUUUCCCGUUGAUUUUGUUGUCAUGGAUAUGAAAGAAGAUCAUAAGAUUCCGAUUAUAUUUGGUCAUCCAUUCCUCGCCACAAGUCAAGCCCUAAUAGAUGUUCCUGAAGGACAAGUUACCAUUAGGGCCCAAGAUAAACAAGUCAUGUUUAAGCUCUUUAAUGAACAUAAUUCUGUAUUUGAUGGUGGUACUUGCUUAAGAAUCGAUGCUACUAACCCUUUGGUUGAUAAGUAA